Linum trigynum is the source of this 1299-nucleotide messenger RNA. NCBI's taxonomy places the organism in Eukaryota, Viridiplantae, Streptophyta, Magnoliopsida, Malpighiales, Linaceae. The record is from the annotation of a GenBank genome assembly.
AUGCCUACCCAUGUUCCCAUUGCCGAAGUACCAAGGGCGAAGCCGCCUCUUGUUCCACUCGCAACCUUAAUUGGUCGUGAGCUAAGGAACGAGAAGCUUGAGAAACCUUUCGUGAAGUAUGGACAAGCUGCUCUUGCAAAGAAAGGGGAGGAUUACUUCUUAGUAAAAACCGAUUGCCAAAGGAUUCCUGGAAACCCGUCUUCUUCGUUUUCUGUCUUCGCGAUUUUCGAUGGACACAAUGGCAUCUCGGCGGCCAUUUUUGCAAAGGAGCACUUAUUGGACAAUGUCUUAAAUGCAAUUCCUCUAGGAGCUAGCAGAGAAGAAUGGCUUCAAUCCCUUCCUCGAGCACUAGUUGCUGGUUUUGUGAAGACUGAUAUAGAAUUUCAACAGAGAGGUGAAACCUCUGGAACGACCGUGACAUUUGUUAUCAUUGAUGGGUGGACGAUUACUGUUGCCUCUGUCGGGGAUUCUCGAUGCAUAUUGGAUACUCAAGGAGGCAUAGUAUCCCUCUUAACGGUUGAUCAUAGGCUUGAAGAGAAUGUCGAAGAGAGGGAGCGUGUGACUGCAAGUGGUGGAGAAGUUGGAAGACUCAAUAUUUUUGGGGGUAAUGAGGUUGGUCCGUUACGGUGCUGGCCUGGUGGGUUAUGCCUAUCGAGAUCAAUUGGUGACACUGACGUCGGGGAGUACAUCGUUCCAAUACCACAUGUUAAACAAGUGAAACUCUCGAAUGCUGGUGGAAGACUGAUCAUUGCUUCAGAUGGUAUCUGGGAUGCCUUAUCUUCCGAUAUGGCUGCCAAGUCUUGUCGAGGUUUACCUGCAGAGCUUGCUGUUAAGUUAGUUGUUAAGGAGGCUUUAAGGUCAAGGGGCUUGAAGGAUGAUACAACAUGUCUUGUUGUUGACAUCAUUCCAUCAGACCGUCCUAUCUUACCCACAACACCCCGGAAAAAGAACAAUAUACUCACUUCACUCUUCAUUGGAAAGAAAUCUCCGAGUUCUACUAACAAGGCAGCGAAUAAGCUUUCAGCUGUUGGUGUUGUCGAAGAGUUGUUUGAAGAGGGUUCCGCCAUGCUUGCAGAGAGACUGGGGAAAGAUUUGCCUUCAGACAGAAACGCUGGCCUCUAUAGAUGUGCUGUCUGCCAGGUGGACCAAACGCCAGGAGAUGGUUUCUCAGUGAACUCGGGUCCUUUUUUUACACCUGGAUCAAAGCCAUGGGAAGGUCCCUUCCUGUGCACUAAUUGUCGGAAGAAGAAAGACGCAAUGGAAGGGAAGCGGCCAAGCAGACACACUGUGACUGUGUAA